CCGAAAACGACGAGAACACGAAGAAGAGUUGCUAACGCGGAAGUCGUCCAGGAUCUAAUCUUCACCUGGCUGGAGUUUUCUUCCCCGUGGAGACUCUCUCCGUGUAAUUUGCUCUUUCUUCUGGUGGAUGUUUUAAGCGGGAUGGCGGGUCGUGAUGCAUUGGUCGGUGUGAGCGUGCUGAAAAGUUAACGGGCGGUUGAUAUCCGGUGCGGGUCAAUGGACGCCAGGACCUGAGCUGCUGUUUUGACAGCUGUGGUGAUCCGCCAGCACCGUGUCCAUCUGUCCGUGUGUCCGUGUGAGGAGCCGCAGAGAGCGGACAGCGCAAGACCGAACUGAGCCUCUGCGAAGUUACUGGUGAGCGGACCGAAAGGUGAGACCAACCGUCGGCAUUUCCCACCGUCUCGGAGUAAAACACCUGCUCCUGUUCUUGCAUCCCCCGGCUCUGUUCUCCUCUGCUCCUCUUCAGUCUCCAGCUGCUCACCGAAACGCGGCCAUGGCUUCUCCCCGGCUCAAGUACCUCUCUCUGGGCGUGCUGGUGUUCCAGACCACCUCCCUGGUGCUCACCAUGCGUUACUCCCGCACCCUGCAGGCCGAGGGCCCGCGGUACCUGGCCUCGUCAGCGGUGGUGGUGGCUGAGGUCAUGAAGAUCCUCACCUGCGUCCUGCUGGUCUUCAAGGAGCACAGUUACAGCAUGCGCGCUCUCAACAGCGUCCUCCGUCAGGAAAUCAUUCACAAACCCGUAGAAACACUGAAGCUGGCGAUCCCCUCGGGGAUCUACACACUGCAGAACAACCUGCUGUAUGUCGCCCUCUCCAACCUGGACGCAGCCACCUACCAGGUGACGUACCAGCUGAAGAUCCUGACCACGGCCCUGUUCUCGGUGUCCAUGCUGGGCCGCAGGCUGGGCGUCUACCAGUGGCUCUCGCUGCUGAUUCUCAUGGCUGGCGUGGCCCUCGUGCAGUGGCCCUCUGACUCUGCCUCCGAGAAGGAGGCCCCGUCUGCGGGCUCCCAGUUCGUCGGCCUCGCCGCAGUGCUGGUGGCGUGCUUCUCCAGCGGCUUCGCUGGUGUCUACUUUGAGAAGAUCUUGAAAGAGAGCAAACAGAGCGUGUGGGUCCGCAACAUCCAGCUGGGGAUGUUCGGCCUGGUGUUCGGGCUCUUCGGGAUGAUGGCCUAUGACGGGGAGAGAGUGAGGGAGUCUGGAAUGUUUCAGGGGUACAACAUGGUCACCUGGACUGUUGUGGCACUGCAGGCCCUGGGUGGUCUGGUCAUAGCAGCGGUCAUCAAGUACGCAGACAACAUCCUCAAGGGCUUCGCUACGUCACUCUCCAUCAUCCUGUCAACGCUGAUAUCGUACUUCUUGCUGCAAGACUUUGACCCAACCAGUGUUUUCUUCCUCGGGGCCGUUUUAGUCAUCGUGGCCACUUUCCUGUACGGCUACGAAGGCAAGCCUUCCCCCAAUCCCAGCAGGGCGUAGGACAGACGGCUGAAACUACAGCAGCCGCAGGAGGUCGUGCUGACACGAAGACAUGAAGGGAAAGGAGGACUGGAGAAAAAAGAAGGGGAAAGGUCUUUGUCAUAUAGUGCGAAAACAUAUGGGAGGAUGUAAGGAGGUUUGGAUCAGAGGAAGGUUUUGGGGUUUUUUUUAAUGUUAUAACAACGCUGUGACGAGUCUCACACCAAAAGUGCCUCAGCUGAGAAGGAGAAGCAAUGAGAGACGAAACCAGGAGGGCGUGUUUUACUUUUCUUCUGCGAUUACAACAGCACAGAUAAUCCGGCUGCCACGCCCGGUGAAGGGAAACUGGACCGACUGAUUGUCUUCACCAGGAACUAGUCUGACUGCCUGUUAGUGUUACGGCCACGUCAGUCAGCCAGUGUAACAAAGGAGCAAGGAACCAGAGGGUUGGCCUUUCUAUUCUUCCAAGCCACAUUUGCCAAGUAGCCCAGUGGCUGCCGCCUUCACCUCGGGGUGUUUAACGCUCUAACAGGUACUCCUGUCCUGUUUGGCCUCUGUAAACUCAGAGGCCGAAUGAGCUUCAGCUCUGAAAUUACAGCGCCUCAGCGAGCUCUGGGUUAGGCUGAUAAAGGCGUGUUUCUGUAGGCUCAAGCCUCAGAAGUACAGAAAACACUUGCACUACGGUAGCUACAGUGACCAUAACCGGUAUUGUUUUCUCACGUUGCAUUUUCUUUGGCUAUUUUUGAAAUAUGGAGUGUUUUUGUUGCUAAGCAGCAGUCAGCGGGUCACCUCUGACAAACGUACACAUUGAGCGUGAGCGCCAGGACUGUUACGUUGAAUCCCUCCCUCAGUUCAAAUGUUUAACAGCGAGAAACGAAUCGAGCUUCUGUUUUGUGAUGCUUUAACAGCUGGUGGUUAAUUGAAGCAGUGUUUUUAUUUGAGAAGUUACACUGAAUAUUGGAAAUCAUGUUAACCUUUGGUGUAAGUAUUAGCACCGUUGACAUUUAAAUCUAUAAAUUAAUGGGCGGUUUAACUUAUUCAUUAGGCUUAGCUUACUUUUCAGAACCACUGGUGACGGUUAGCCUCUGCCUGUGUAACGGUGUCAUUUGGUGAUUUUUGUGGCGGAAUAAUCAGAAUGUGGUCCAGUGAAACUGAAGCUGGUUACAUCAUUUACAGAGAAAGUAACGUUUGAUUGUAUGAUUUGGUUUUUUUUCCUGAAACUACUUUUUUUUGGGAUAAAGCGGGUAUAAUUAAGAACUUUAUUAUUUUAAUUACCAAUAUGUGAAUCUUUUAUAAAAGAAACAUGCUUCCUUUGA
Messenger RNA from Oreochromis niloticus (Nile tilapia), 2769 nucleotides. It is a transcript of the gene slc35a3a, whose product is annotated as solute carrier family 35 member A3a. Gene Ontology annotation, molecular function: pyrimidine nucleotide-sugar transmembrane transporter activity. Gene Ontology annotation, biological process: pyrimidine nucleotide-sugar transmembrane transport. The coding region runs from base 494 to 1474 and encodes 326 amino acids. NCBI's taxonomy places the organism in Eukaryota, Metazoa, Chordata, Actinopteri, Cichliformes, Cichlidae. Gene Ontology annotation, cellular component: Golgi membrane. The transcript is spliced from 7 exons. The record is from RefSeq and is a predicted model, not a curated record.